Messenger RNA from Bufo gargarizans (Asiatic toad), 610 nucleotides. RefSeq names its product F-actin-capping protein subunit beta-like. The coding region runs from base 75 to 320 and encodes 81 amino acids. Gene Ontology annotation, cellular component: F-actin capping protein complex. The record is from RefSeq and is a predicted model, not a curated record. Gene Ontology annotation, biological process: regulation of lamellipodium assembly; barbed-end actin filament capping; negative regulation of filopodium assembly. The transcript is spliced from 4 exons. Gene Ontology annotation, molecular function: actin filament binding. Lineage: Eukaryota; Metazoa; Chordata; Amphibia; Anura; Bufonidae.
UAUAGUUCUCGGAAGGCGCGGAAAGUUAUACACAUUUUUUGUUUCCCUUUUUCACUGAGAUCUGUCUCUUUCAGAUGGAGAAGGACGAGACUGUGAGCGACUCCUCUCCGCACAUAGCAAAUAUUGGGCGGCUGGUAGAGGACAUGGAGAACAAAAUCAGGAGCACACUCAAUGAAAUUUACUUCGGGAAAACCAAGGACAUAGUCAACGGGCUCAGAUCAAUAGAUGCAAUACCCGACAACGUUAAAUUUAGGCAACUCCAGAGGGAGCUGUCUCAGGUGCUGACACAACGCCAGAUCUACCUGCAGCCAGAUAACUAGUUCAGGUCUGUCCAGACAUUUGCAGACAAAUCGAAACAGGAGGCUUUGAAGAACGACUUAGUGGAGGCUCUGAAGAGAAAGCAGCAAAGUUAAAUGUUAUCCCGUCCCCCUCCCUUUUCAUUUCUAAUAAUGUCUCCCCCGGUCCCCAUCAGUCAGGAACCCCACCCAAAUUCUGUUUUCUUUCUUUUUUGCCCCCUCCCCGUCUGUUUGUCGCCCCCGUCUCUGUCUGCAUCACUUACAUAGCCAUUCAGCACAGUCUGCUCCUGUCAAAUAAAGCUGUAUGAACCCGU